Alligator sinensis (Chinese alligator) is the source of this 13313-nucleotide messenger RNA. RefSeq names its product Opa interacting protein 5 (gene OIP5). The transcript is spliced from 5 exons. The record is from RefSeq and is a predicted model, not a curated record. Gene Ontology annotation, biological process: CENP-A containing chromatin assembly; chromosome segregation. Gene Ontology annotation, cellular component: chromosome, centromeric region; nucleus; chromatin. The annotation marks the transcript as partial. Lineage: Eukaryota; Metazoa; Chordata; Crocodylia; Alligatoridae.
GCCGUGCUGAGCGACUCGCUGCACCUGUGCGCGCAGGAGGAGCGGCGCCUCCGCGUCCUCGCCUGCUUCAAAGUUACAGAAGAUGUUGUUCUAGAAGAUUCCUUAAGAGUUGGUAUUGACGGGUCCCUCCUAGGAUGCACUUACAAUGCGUUGUAUUGUCGUUCAUGUGGAGUCAUCCUGGGCUUCAAUCUUUAUUCUAGCUCCAGUGACCUGGCUUAUCUGCGAGGCUUCUUUUGUCUCUUCAAAGACUGCAUCCUCUGUUACUUCUUAACAACUAAAACCACAAUAGAUGGCUCGGAGAUGACCUUUCCUGCUUUGAACCUAAACAGAAAACUGUCAAAACUGAAGGAACAACUUGUGAUUAUCCAUGUACGCCUAGAAAUCCUGAUAAGGAGACUAGAAGAACUGAACUGGCAGAAUAUGGCAGAUAAGCAGGGAUGCUCAUCAAGGACAGCUUGCUUAAAGCCAGAGCGUGCACGAAUCAAGUCAAACAAUUAAUAUGCCAUUUUACCAGACUGCUGGAGCCAUUUGUGUAUUGGUGCAUGUAAUGAAGAAAACAGUCUGAUUGGUUUCAUUGUAAUGAAGAAAAGUCUGAAAUAUGCCUGUGAAUGUCAGGGAAAACUAUUGUGUUACUUAGUCCCUGUGUAGAAAGAACUGAUCCUGAAAUGUAUCUAAGACUACGGAAAUUCACUGGAUCUUGCGCAGUGAGAAACUCAUACUUGUGUCCAUGUAGAACUUCCAGCUUUUGAAAUACUACAGUUGAUACUGUGGUUCUUCCUAAGUCUUAGCCACUUCACAAAAAACAGCCUUUGAAAGCUGACUUUAGGGUCUUGAGACUGUUAGUUAAAAACAUGAACAGCUGGUCCUAUUCAAGAUCUGCUGUUAUAAAAUGUAUUUUGACAGGUGCCUAAAAGUCUACACCACCUCUUCAUGUAGAUAAAUUGCUCAUAACAGUUGGGGGUUGGUCUAGAUAUUUCCUUGAUAGGCUUGAAUGGGUUCUGCUCCUCUUAAAGCAUUUAAAAAUUAAUCAGACAUGGAAGAAGGUGGCAUUUUUUGCAGGAUAGAAAGAAGAGGGUCCUAUGACUUUGUCAUUGAUUUAUGAGCAGUAUUUCUUAUUUAUCGUCUUCCCUCAUUCACCGGAAAGAUUGCAAAUGCUUUCUUCUCCUCAAAGGUAUACUUUAGUGAAUUCAGUAGCUCCCUGAAAUGUGUUGGGUGCAGCGUGGGAAGUAUUUGCUGCGUUUAAUUCUAGUAAUGAGCAAAUUCCCCUUUCUUGCCCUGUGCAAAGGACUGCCAACCCACAUUGUUUCUAAUUUGAGUUGCUGAUGUGGGUAAUCCCUGCCCUUUUUUUUUUUUUUUUCAAUUAUUUUAGACUUCUCAAAAAUACCCAAUGAAUAUGCAAACUUCUAAAUGAGGUGGGCUGUGACUUGGCAAAAAGCCCCAUAUGAGUCAUCACAAUGGUGGCUUGGAUCAACAUAACCAGAAAAGCAGGACAUAAAUUUCUUAACUACUACUUGAAGCCUCUUGGACUGUUUAUGCUGGUUAAGCCAAAUAGCUGAGAAUAACCUAGAAUAUUAAAAGCUCUGUUUUAAGAUGCCAUCAAAUGCAAGGAGGGCAUAUUAGUCUUGUAUAUUACCUAGCAUAGUUUUUUUUUUGUUGUUGUUGUUGUAAGAUGGAUAACUACAUUGCACAACCUUAGGAGGAACUCACGUUGAAGUUAUGAGAGUAUUUCUCAGUGGCAGCUGAAUUAAUAGUUGAAAAUGAAAUCAAGACUAAUUAUUUAUUUGAAAAAAUGACAUUUUGUAUGAUAACUUAAAUUGUCUUGUAAUAGACAUCACUUUUGCUCUAAGUGCUGCAGCUGGAGCCUUCCUGACUAGACAGUUCUUUUAAUUAAAAUACUUUAAACAGCUUUGAUUUGUUCAUGAAAGAUCCAGAGAUUUACUGUAAUAAGGAACCAACUUGAAAGUUGCUUGGUCUGUGGAGAUGGCUGGACCCUGUUUAGCUAGCCUGGCUAUGUAUUUAGGACUAAUAUCACCCUUGAUAUUAGGUGAUAUGAAUAGGUCUUACUUGAUCUAUUGAUGGCACUGGGAGACUUGCACAAAGGUCACCUGGAAUAAUAUGAUCUCAGUGAUCAAACUUCAUUUAAAUUCAUUACUCGUUCAGCCUUCACUACAGCAUUCAACAUCACUCUCAAACACUGAAUUAUGGGGCUGCUUAUUUUUGCCCUUUCUUUCCUUACAGUAACUCCAGUUAUCUCCCAUGGACUUUAUGUUUACAUCCUGCUUAAGACCAAGUAUUUGUGUUUCUGAAUCAACCCACCCCAUCCUCCUUUUCCCUUCAAAGGGUAGGUUAAACCAUUCCUACUGCUUGUUUCUGUCAGUGACAAAGACAAGCUGUUAGUUAUGCCGGUUUGUUAUAAGUACAUCAAGUAGGUUCGAGGUGGCCAUGACUAGGCCUUUAAGUGUUAUGUUAACAGUGUACCUUUGCCAACUUUUACAUUUCCAGCUAGCUACCUCUCUAUUUCUUACCACUGGAAUAAGUAGCACAUGGGCUUGGGACUUUGAUUUUUUUUGAGCUGCAUGUCAACAUGUGGUAAAUAGCAUAAGACAACUACUUUCUACUAAUUGCAAACUAUACAUUAAUCUUCCUGGGAUUUGGUCAUCCAGCAUCUCUGUCCAGCUCAAGUGCAGAUGAGACCUAGUAAUACUAUUAAAUCCUGCUGUAUUCCAUAACUAAUAUGAUGCUUGAAAUUUUUCACAUAGAUGGGGGGAACAGGGAUUAAAACUUAAACUUGUUAAGAAAUCUUUCACUUGUCAAACUGAUGUAAAAUGAAUGCAGUGUCACCUGCCUGAGUCUACAGACAGUGUGACAAUAGUUUAGAGAUGGAUGAACUGUUACUAAGAUGGUGACUUGACCUAAAGAGGGCACUUAAUGUUGAUUUUAUUUAAAGCUAUUUUGUAGCAAACACUGGUGUCAAAUUUCAACCUUCUCAUCUGCUUUUUUUUUUACUUUACAACUGGUGAAUAACAUCUCAUGUCUUGUUUGUGGAAUUAAUCUUUCGAGAACUAGCGCAGAAUUUGAUCUUCUGUAACAAAGGGUCCUGCCGAACAAUCAGUUGUACUCUUCAUUGUGUGGUCUAGCUCUCUUUUGCAUAUUGAGUGGAGCAGGAACUAGAACAUAAGACUCCAUUCUCUCAGGUGAGUACCUUUGCCACAAGCUGAGCUUCUUCCUUUUCCCCCUCUCCCUGUGGUCUCUGGAUCAGUGACUAUAUAAUCACUACCUGAAAGUGGGACAGCUUUCACUGAAAGCAAAGACCCAGCAAAAAUAUCCUACAGCCUGGUGCUUAUGGUGUCUCCUAGCAGAUAGGAGACAUGGUUUCAUAUCUGCUUGGGUGGAGGUGGUAAGCCAAAUCCCUCACCUUGCUCAAAUGCUGUUGUCACAGAGCUGCUGGUAAAAGAGAAGGCAUCAGCACCACCAUACCCAUCAUCUAUCUUGGUUUGAAAGAAAGGCCUGAUGCCUCUGGUUUCUGAAAGAAAAAGCUUGGAUGUCUAAUUCCAGGAGAGGGUUCAAGCCUGUGAAUCCUGGGCUGCAGAAAGCAUUUCCCUGGGGCCCAGUGUGGCAGGCAGGAGAUAAGAGAGAUCCUCAACAUUUCCAAUUGGGUAGCUUUGGCAGUGCCCUACUGAGCAUGCUGGCUAUUGUAGAUCCCAUUCUCAGCUGCCAAACUUUCCUCAGGCAUUGGAUAUGGAACCUGGGCCCCUAACUCAGGCUGAGUUCUACUGUGACAGCAAGGCAUCUAAAUCCAAUUUCAAAGGCACUCGGACACAUACAGCAGUAAUCUGUGGCCCUUUGAAAUCUCAGGAUUAGUGGAGAGUCUUAAUGAUUUAUGAGGAAAGGCUGAAAGAAAUAGGAUUAUUUAGUUGAUAGAGAGAUUUUGAUAAGUCUUCAAGUACCUGGAGGAAGAUUAUGGAAAGGAUAGACCUGACCUCUCUGUGGCUGGGGGGGACAGAACUAGGAGCAAUGGCCCCAACUAGCAGCAGAGGAAAAUUAAACAAGAUUAGAAAGAACUGACUGUGAGGGUGGUCAAGCAUUGGAACAGGCUACCUAGAGAAGCUGUGGAAUCUCCAUCCUCCAAAAUUUUGAAAAGCAGGUUAGAUAGAUACUUGGCUGGGAUGGUUUAGUAGAAAGCCAGGUAGAUUUUCACCUUAUAAACUAACCAAAGUAGAGAUAUACACAUAGCACAAGCUUUUGUGUGCCAAAGUUCACUUCACAGGGAUAGCAGUCAGGGAUGAUCCUGACUACAGCCAGAUGCUGGACUUGAUAUUUUGUAAGGUUCUUUUCAAUUCUACUAUCCUAUAAUCCUACAUCUUACUCUUAAUAAGUUUAGUCUGUUAGGUUUUCUAGUGCAAUAGUAAUGGAUAGAUGAAGGAAUUUUUUUUUCUAAAUAUACAAUAUACACAGAACUACUACUUACAUAGAGAAAACCUCUGAAAAAUGCUUUUAGUCUGCAAGAGUUUUUAAAAAGUUUUGGUAAGGCUGUCCUGAAAACUCUUAAUCUAAUAAGGCUAAUACCUCUAACUAUUUGGAAUAAUAUUGGAUGAUGGCAUUUUUUAGAGGUGCUCAGCACCUGCAGCUGCUUGAAAUCACUUCUGAAAGGCAGCCAACAGGUGUUCACAUUUCCAUUAAGUGGACUGCCUUUCAUCCUUGGUGCCAAAUUGUUCUACCCCUGAAGACAAAAAUGAGCAGAAGAGUGUAGUGGCAUGUAAAUUAUAUGAAUAAACCUGGCCUGCAAAAUUGCUGACUUACCUGUUAGCUUAGCAUGCAGCAAACAUAAGCAUGGGUAUUUAGAUGCACAAAUAAUGCUACCAUUAAUCUUCCUAACUGGCAAGUCAUUUUUUCUUGUGUAUUUAAUAAACAUAUACCAACUGUAAUAAAAGAAAACUAAUAAGACAAACACUUAAAAAAUACCAGAAUUAGUUCUAGCACAACCUUAAUUUGGCCCCCUAGUGAACAGAUAACAUUCAGUUAUACACACAUACAAAUUGUACAACACCAAUGCCUCGUUCAGUGAACAUAAUAGAUCAAUGACUUUGUUCAAUGUCUUGGCCACCAGCAAGGUUGAAACCUAGCAAUCUGUUACACAGACCUCUACUUAAGAGGGCAAUAGCAAACAGUAGUAGAUUGUCAUCUUUUAUGCUGGCCACUCUGUAGGGCAGGGGUUUUCAACUGGGGAUACUUCUGAGGGCCUUAGUGGGUACUUGGCAGUGGGUGCCACUGUUGGUACUUCUGCUGCCAUGGUACGUUUGCCAAUUGGCUGUGGAGGACACUGCCCCCUGCUCAUUGACUGGCUGCUGGGGGAACACCCCCACCCCACCCCGGUCUGCUGCAGGACUCGUGCUUUCUUGACCAGCUGCUGGGGGUACAAUAACCCAAAAAGGUUGAAAACCACUGCUAUAGGGGACUGGUUCAAACAUCUGACACAGGAAUGGAGACCCCACAAUCUGGUUCCACUGCACCAGAGGCUCAGAGUUGGUAUGCUCUAAUUAAGAGAUUUCUGACCAUUUCUCCAAAUAUGCCCCCCCCCUUUGUCCUAUUCCAGUGGUGUUCAAGCUUUUUGCUCCACAGGGCUGGUUUUUGGACCAGAUCAAGCUCUGUGCACCAAGAUCAUGCCUGGGGGCCCAAUGCCAGCUCACCAAGCCACACCUGCUAGAGGCUCUGGUAGCCUACACCACCCACAUAUGCCAGGAUCAGGCACGUGAUCUAGCACACUGGGCCUGAGGCCCCACACACAUCUGGAAGUUUGGCAGCAGGAAAGCUACAGCUGCCAAAUUUCCAUACCUAUGAUAAGCCCAGUGGGCCAGAUGACACAGUGCCAGGGGUCACAUCUGCCUUGUGGACUGGGGGGUGAGCACCUCUGCCCUAUCUUAAUCCUAGCUCUUCCCUAACCUAUUCUCUUUAGUCAUUUCCAGUUCUCAUCACUCUUCAGAUCCCUCUUCCAUUUACCACUGUUCUCAGUUCCAGUGGCCCUUCAGCUCUCAAUAUUCCUCUCUGUCCAAAUUCCUAGUCUGUUCCCCUAUACCACAUUGCUCUAGCUCUUAUUUCUUUUGUAUGGACAACCUCCUCCAUCCUGUCUUGGCCCAGAGCUGAGGAAUGUAAAAGGUAUUGGGAGUGAGCACAGAGGACAGGCUUCCUUUUCUAAGACAAGAUGUCUGGAUCUGUACCAGACAGCCUGCAACAGACCAGAGGUAGAAACUUAUUUCCAAAGGCUUAUAACUUUGGCCACAUGUUCACAGGGAUGACAAAAGCUCCAACCCUAAAAGAAGACAGCAAAGCUUUUCAAAUAAGUCUUCCCUAGCGUGGGUCUUGGAAAAUACUUGUUUUGACUGAACUUUUCCAAAAUAGCUUGGCCUGGAACAGACAUUCAGCAUGCAAAUUCAGUCUAAGUGGUUGAAGUCCAGCAAAGUUAUAAGCAACUGAACAAGAUCUUACAGUGGUAAGCACCAGGCACUCCAACAGAUGGUGCCUUGCUUAUACAAAGAAGUUAGCCACAUUAACAAAUGACACAAUUAGGUUUUAGUGCAUUCUCAGCCCGUGCUGCUUUAUUGCUAAAAAAAUUUGUUUACAGGUGCAGAGUUUCCAAGUUCAUUUGAAACAGUUCCUCUAUACAAUGUCAAAAAGAAUAGAUUCUUCUUGAAAUCCCAAAGAUGCAUAGAUAUAAAAAACAAGCUGCCUUUUGGAAAACUUCAGUACACAGAGGGAGAAAUUAUUUUACUCUUACCAUGUAAAAUACACCGUGCAAUGGGAGUAAAUGGUUUCCAGUGUUACCACUAAAUUCCUCCACUGAUAUUUCCUGCACUUGGCAGUUGAGUACAGUAGAAAUGUGAGUAUACCAUCAAAAGUUCAGUACAGGAAAUCCUCUCUAACCUGGUUUCUAAGCCUUGGGAUAAAUUUAAAUUUUCUUUCAAGGAUUCUAUGUUAUCCCAUUGACAUUAGAGCUGAAGGCCAAACUUCGAAAUUUCUGCUCCUCACAAAAUAUAUUUGCAUUGAAGUCCUUGAGUAGCCUAUUCCUCCCUUUUGUUUAGAAAGGAAAUAAGCAAGUUUAAGUACAUACUCAACUUCUUACCUUUCCAUUAAAACAAUAUACUAAAACAGAAUUUAAAACUGAAAAGUCCUAAAGGUUAUAGUGGCACGGUCAACCACUGGCUUAACAUGUUUUAAUAAUCACUUUUUGCCUACAGAAGUUGGCUCAAAGGAUAUACUUCAUCCAUCUUCAGAUACUGUAAAAUAUCCAAGUCAUCCCUUAAUAUUCCUACCUUCAUUUGGCAACUACUGUGCAUCUAUAAACAAAGUGACAAUGAGAAAAAGAAGGUUCCCUCACCAACCCUGCAUUAAAGGGGUGUUGUGGAGACUUGCAUUAUGCCAGCUAAGGGUGCAGGCAAACAUAAAUCUGACCUGGAAUCCAUUCCUCCUGCCCCAGUUUUUGUGAGGAAAGAGGAGGAAACCUCAGUUCCAUGGAGGGAUUCUUGCACAAGUUAAAUCCUCCCACAAGGUUAGAUGGAGCUAUAAACAAAGUGAGAAAUACUGCAAAAUGAACUAAAAAGCUUAGGAACAUUAUUAGUUCUGGAUUCUGCUACAGCUAUCAUGACUUUUUCAUUCUCAACAGAAAAUCUCCACACCACCCACAAAGUGACUUGGGAGAAAUACUCUUUGCAGAGAACAUAGUGAACAAACAGAUGGCACCCAAUUUCCCUUAUGUUAGGAAGCUAGAGAUCACUACAUUUUUUUUUUUUAACGAAUGACAUUAUGACUGACCAGACUAUAAUCUGUUGUUGAAGAUUAGGACACUCAUCACCCCACCUUGAGCCAACCUCAUUUUAGAACCGUAAAAAAAUCUUGGUCAAAACUUAAAAUACACAAAUUUGCCAAUAUUUUCAGGUUCAUUCCUGCAGGAUGCCAUUAUUGCUGGUUGAUACCAGUAUGCUUCAGUACAGCUGCCUAUGUGGCUAAAGAGUUACCUGAAAAUACUGUCUAUUAAAAAGCUAUUCAACACCUGAAAUAUGUGCACUGUGCUUAUUGAUUUUAAUCACCUCCAAAGAAUUUACCAUAUCAGGCCGAGACCUCUUGCACCUAUUGUCUGGCAAAUUCUACAGUCGCUUAACUUUGAGGUCAGUUCUUUAAGUUGACCAACUUAAUUCUACUUUUGCCCUCCCAACACCCUGUGAGAAACUCUGCACCCUUCUGUUUGCUACAACUGCAGCAGCUGAGAAACCUCACCUCGCCACUAAACACGCUCGGUUCAGGCCCUGCUUUUUUACAUGCUCAGGGCAUUAGUGUGAACCAGGUAAGAGGUUAAAAAGGCGAGUUCUGCUGAUCCUUGUUCCUGAUAUGCAGUUUUGGUGCCAUGCUUCUGUCCCUAUUUGUACAUUCUGCCUCUUUCUCUACAGAGGCAGUGCAUUCUCUAAGAACAAAAUUUGAGAAUCAAAGCAGUAAGUUCAAGCUAUUGGUAUAUUAGUUCCUAUUGCUUCAUUAUGUAUAAAUGCAUAUCUCAAUUUACUGGUAAUAACUACAUAACACUAAACAUUUUGAAUCAUGCAUAAGUAGAAUACUAGCUCUAAGACUUGGUUUGUGGGCCUGUGCUGCCACUCUUCAGCUUGUCCAUGCAGCUCACUAUGCAUCUGGCUUCACAAACCAGCCCUCUUUUAGUUGACCUGCAAACACAUACUUAGUUUGGGGAGAGAGCAGAAUUUACAUAGGACACAAGUAAGAGAAAGUUAAAACGUGAUUACCAAAGAUAAUGGGCAAGCCUCAGAAAAUCCAACUGUACUGUGACUUGGUAUGUAAGAGAAGUGAUGUUUCCUUUGCUUACAUACAUUUUUUUCUAAAGACAUGAAUCGGGAGGAAAUGCAAAGAGAAGUGAAGGAAACUGUGUGCGUGUCAGGGAAGUCUAUGGAUAGUAGCAGCAUAGAACAAGAUAACUAAGUUCCAUUGCUGGCUCUUUGUGCUUUAGUCUCGGGAGUACUGUGGAAGUGGUAUCCUGAACCAUCAGAACAAAGAGUUAACUUUGAACUGCCCAUCAUAUAGCCUUCUGUUUGAGUAAAGACUCUAUCAGCAGGCUUUGAAGAAAAACUCAACCAGUCUCCAUCUCUGGUUGACAGAAGUUACUGAAAGUAAAGGUUUUAAGAAUGGUGCCAGAUUCUGUCAGAAGUCCAGCUUUCCCUUAACAACUCAAAAAUACCUCCAAAAGAUCCCACAAAAUACCCUACCAAUGCUGCAAUCAAGGUAAAUCCUAUUUAAAGCAUCUAUCUCCUGAACCUUGUGCCACUGCUCUCUGCUCAAGAAAAUUGUAUUGCAAAGAUUCCUUAGUGCUGAGAAGGUUCUUAACUGAUAAGCAUCUCCAACAAUAGUUGCAGUUCACAGCACAGUACUAGCUAGAACUUCUUCAUCAGCCCUACUGGACCAGAAAGCAGUCUACACACUUACAAAAUAGACUUGAUCCCGCUAAAAAGGUUGGUAUUAGCAUGGAUGUUACUUGUUUGAUAUCUUGAAAUAAACUGGGUAUUGUCUGAAAUUUCUGCUUAGUUUUGUAAGCAAUGAAAGUGGGGGGGGGGGGGGGAAAUCACAUCACAGCUCUGCAGCCUUAGCCCAGCAGGAUUUCAGGAAUGGGUGCUGUGAGAAAUCUUUGGACCUGUACUCUACUAGUCCCUGGAACACAGCACAUCAGAAAGGCUGAACUGGCAGCAAUAAGCAGAUGUUCAUUCACUCACCCCCUGCCUACCCUUUUCAUUGAAACGGCAGAAUAAUAAUACCCAGUCAAGUGAAGUACAUUUCUGAGAAGUGAAAUUAGUGUCUUCAUUAUUAUGACAGUCUACUUCCCAAUCCUUUCCUUAAAUUUAUAAAGACUGGUAUAACACUAUACUACGUAGAGAACAUGAUCAAGUUGGUAUCUCCUUUUGGUCUGCUAAUUUUGACAAUAAUUUAAUGGCUGGAAUUGUUACCAUGUUUCAAAAUCACUGAUAUUUUCAUAUGCAAGACUAAUACUAGGUAUGUACUACUUGCUAGCACCUACUUAUAUAUUCUUACAUUCAUCUUGGAUGCAUCUUGGUUACAUUAAAUGAGACUGGAGAGACCCACACUUAGUCCCAACAGGGGUCAUGUUAUCAACUAGUGAGAAGUCAAAAGCCUCUAUUUAACUUACUAAAAACGAAGCAAAUUGUAGACACCCCUAGAUUAAAGAUUGUGGUAUAAAAUAUUCAAUCCUGAUUGAAGAAAUCAAGCCACUUGGAUAACUAUACACUUUGGUUUAAUAAUUCAGUUCAGGAUAGAGCAUUACCUGCAGAGCUGUAUCACUUCUGCAAGCUAUGCAUUGAUAAAGAAAAUUGGGUCAGCUGUGGGCUGUAUUUUAAAACUCCAUGGGCUCUUUUGAAUGCUUCUCUAGCAGAUGGUAAAAACCAUGCCAAGCACAAUUUACUACAUAUCGAUUCCCCUUUGCCUUAUCAGAAUGCCUAAAACAACUGGCUUUGCAAAAUUUAAAGUAUGAACAGAAAAUGGCCACAGCCUAAAAUGGAAGUGUUUAGCAGGUCUAGAGCUAAAGGUCAAUGAAAAAGAAAGACAAGGAAUUUGUAGAGACAAAUCCUGUAGUUUUGUCCCUGCAGUCUAAGGGUUUGGAGUGUGUUUCCCAAUAAUUUCUCAUUUUGGGACCUGUGAUAUCACUACCUGGUAUCUCUCCACGCCUCCCAACCCACCUCCCCACAAAAAUAUCAGAACCCUUUUCUAUUAAAAAAAAAACUUCAAAGUCAUGAUUUCUGACUAUGGAACCUAGUUCUUUUCACAUCAGCACCUGAAUGGGUUUGGUUUCCUCUCCAGAGGCACAACACAUGCUACCCAACAAAAUAAGCAAACUGGGGAAAAAUCAGCCAUUUGUUUACACACAACUGCUUGCUCUUCCCCAGUAUGCACCAGUUCAGACAGGAUACACAGUUAUCCAGGUUUUUAUAUCAGGCUCCUCACCAAAGUGGGCAAGUACCAAACACUUUCCAAUGAUAGGAGCAGUAAGAGGAAUUCUCCCAUCUAGUUAAGAAGAAACAUUUCUUUUCGUGCAACCCCCUGCAACACAGAACGCCACAAACUUAUUUGGUUAUACCCACUUACUUACUCUACUGUACAGUCUUGCUAAUGCAAGUUAGUAACUAUUACAUGCAAAAUAAUUAUUGCUACUAAAGUUCUAUUUUCUUAUUAAAUUAUUUUAUGGCUUUGUUUGCAUUAGGGAUUCCCCCCUACCUCCCACAUACUGUGCUAUUUGCAUUCCAGUUUCAGAGGUAUUUUUCAUCAAUUGAUUCUCCCAAGCACUAAACUACUUGAUUCAAUGGUACAGCUACUUUUGUUCAGAUAUCCCCAGAGCUGUGCUGUAAAUGGCCUGCUUGCCAAUUUUAUCUGGAGACAUGGAAUAUGCAGAAUUUAGUUUUUGUUACAGAAAUUACCUCUGCAAGGAUCACCCGCUUUGCAUCUCCAUGCAUGCUUCCCAUUUAAUUAAUUUAGACACACAUUAGAUCAACUCAGAAACACAAGAUGCCCAUCCUCUCUCCUCAAGGUGGCCAUUUACUUGCAGGACUCAAGAAAAAAGAUGCAGUAUCCUCCCUCUCUAAGCUGAUACCAAGUUUUGUUCUUUUUCAAAACAGUGGUGGUUGAAAAGCAAUACUGACACCAACUAAAAUGCUAUAUCAGGAAAUCAGAUAAAAAUCAUGUACAAAUCACUGUCCCUUGCUUUACUGGUUUAAGCUACCUGUUUGAUAAACUAUUUAGACUUCACCUAACUUAACAUCUCAUUCUCCGACUGUACAGAGAGAGAAAGAAACAAACUACUGUGUGAUCAAGAGUUCAUAGCUGGAAAAAUUAUAAAAAUCCACAGUCUAGGCUUUUCAGCAAUAUAUACAAACAUCCUCAGACAAAAUGGGUGGACAGUAUCACAAAACAAUUUAACUAUAUUGAUAAUUAACUAAACAUUAGCUUUGUCACUUUUUAUUCGUUCUGCAAAAUGCACUACCCAGAUGAAUAAUUAGUGCAGAUUACGAUACCCAAGAAGGGGUAACAGAGCUGCUAAUAAAAUAUGCCGUCUCUUUAGGAUGUACACAUUUUUGGCAUGGCAGAUGCAAUGGGUAUGCAAUGGGUGCAUGAAGAGGAAGUUCAUGGCUGAUCAGGAUUAAAAGAGUUCCCUCUAAAAUUACAAGAUAGCAUGCCAUUCAAUACAGCAAGCAUCAUGGAUUUGCCAUGUGAUUCACCUCCAAUAACCUGACAGAUGACUAGUUUGGAUGCCAGCAAUGAAGUGAUUCUCAACUUAGCAUCCCUCCAUAACUUCUUGGAAUAGAGUGGUACCCCAAGUCAAUAAUUUAUUUAUUGCAACAUUUAAAUGGGGAGAGGAUGCGUAGAGGAAAUGAGCUUUUGGCUCCCUGUAGAGCAGUGGGACAUUCAUGAUCUUACCUCCUCACACUGAAGCCCAUCCUUAGCUCCUCCUGAGGGGAGUGGGCGGGGUGGGAGAGGAGUUACCCAGUGGCUCACAGCACCUCAGGGUGCCAAGGCACCCCUGUCAAGAAUCACUGGUCUACUGUAUAGCUUGGACAGACUUGCAACAAGAAGUCAACCACAUUUUCCAUGAAACCCACCAAAUAAAAAAAAAUCUGCUUCCAAAGAUAGAAUCGUCACUAUCACUGGCAAGGAAGGAUACUGCAUCUUUAGCUUAUGUUCAUGACAUUUUUACUGUAUCCUUUCUAUUGUUAAUUACAUUAUUGUUUAUUAUUGUCAUUAAGAAUUUGUCUCUCUGAAAUUGUAAAAAUACUACUAGGCUCAUGCACUGAUCCUAACAUGGCACUACAGUUUGCUACGAAGCACUAAUGCUUAUGGAACUAUACACAUCUCAAAAUGGAAGACAUUGGUGAUUUUGUUGUUUUCAAACAACUUGUAACAUCAUUUUGUCCACAAGUAUUAAAAUAUAUAUGUGUGUGUGUGUGUGUGUGUGUGUGUGUGUGUGUGUACGUGUGUGUGUGUGUGUAUAGAUAUAGAUAUAUAUAUAUAGAUAUGAUCUAUUGCACAUGCCCCUUAUUUUUUAAUCUUUCAUACAAGACAAUUUCCAACCAACAUGGAGAAAAAAAGCAGAGCAUGAUGUAACGCCAAAAGGCUGAGGCGGCAUUUCCUAUCACGACAGUUUUAUGAAGAAACUGGCAGGAAGAGUGCUACAGUGGGGACUCUUGAGUGUACGCUACCAGAGUGUUCCUUCUGUGACAGCCACAGAACUUCAGCUCAAUUAAUAAUUUACCUUAAUCAAAUGG